AUUAAUUCCAGAUGUGCGUUUUGAUUAGAAAUUGUUGCUAUAUCAUUGGAAUUCAAAUAAUUUUUUACUACUAUAAAACACAGGUAAUGAAAAAUAUCGACGUAGUCUUCACUAAGCAGAUUACAUUUACUGGAUUUGGAAGACAUCAUUUUUCAGGUACUUAAAAGAAAAACAAUGGUAUGGAUCCUGAUGCUUUUUCAUAUGCUAAUAAAAUACGUUUCCUCCACUUGUGACGUCACUGCUCAGGAAAUCCAAGCUGACUCCAGCUUGCGUUUUCUCACUUCCACGGGGUACAACGAAGGGAGCGGAUCAUACAUUAAUAACAUGGAUUGUUGGUGGCGGAUUGACUCGGGAGGGGAUGAUCUCAAGCUUUUGUUAUUUCUGACUCGAGACCUUGCGUGCCCCGGGGAUAAAAUUUCCAUUUAUGACGGAGACAGUUCCACGGCCACGCCCCUCGUCAGCGACCUGUGCGGUACAUCAGCCACGCCCACUCACUACUCCACCACCCAGCGCCACGCCUACAUCCGUCUGGUGACGGACGCCAGUGUCAGUAGGGCGGGGAUCAAGCUGGAGUUCCUGGCUGCCAAGGACUACUCAGGAACAGGUUGUACAGCAUCACAGACGUUGAUUGCGGGAGACAACUCCAAUCUUCUUUCAAGUCCGAACUUUCCAGGCCUCUACACAAAUGCCAAAACAUGCCGAUGGCUGAUUACAAGCCCCGUUGGAAAUGUUGACCUUGACAUCGUGUUUUCUGACAUUGAAGAUGACCUUCCCAGUCGGUGUGACUAUGACAAGUACACCAUUAACGACGGUAAUGACCGCUGUGAAAACAACGUGGUAAGGACCGUGUGCUCUCAGUACCCAAAGGUCACGCCAUUCACAUUUACUUCUUCCGGGUCAUCCGUUGUGGUGUUUUUUGUCAGUGAUAGCAGCGUCAAUCGAAGGGGGUUUCUUCUGAAGUACAAAUCGAACGCGACCUAUACAACAACGACUGUUACCCAGACAACAGAAUCAAGUUCAUCCCAGACUACGUCCUCAAGCGUGGAAAAAAGUAACAAAGAUCCGAACACUUGCAUGGAUGCCAGGAUGGUGAUCGGCAUUGUUUUCGGGUCCCUGGUUGUGGUGAUAUUUUCUGUUAUCGUUGUUGUAUUUAUGAUAUUACGCUUUCAUAAUUUGCAGAAGACAAUUAAGCCAAAAGAUUGAAAUAUUCGUCAUUUAUCUUUGAUCUAUGACUUUGUUAGACUUUAAAAAUUAGUUAAGUCAUACCAUUUGAUUUGAAAGUUUUGAUUAAAAUAAAACAAAUUAUUUUA
Magallana angulata is the source of this 1310-nucleotide messenger RNA. RefSeq names its product deleted in malignant brain tumors 1 protein-like. NCBI's taxonomy places the organism in Eukaryota, Metazoa, Mollusca, Bivalvia, Ostreida, Ostreidae. Bases 175 to 1203 code for a protein of 342 amino acids. The transcript has 9 exons. The record is from RefSeq and is a predicted model, not a curated record.